Messenger RNA from Paramormyrops kingsleyae, 1779 nucleotides. NCBI's taxonomy places the organism in Eukaryota, Metazoa, Chordata, Actinopteri, Osteoglossiformes, Mormyridae. The record is from RefSeq and is a predicted model, not a curated record.
AUCUGCUCCCAGUCCAACGUGGUUCCUUCUCUAAGAGUGCCGCUUCUCGUCCACACUUAUUUGCUUUAUGAAGACGCAGCGAUGAACGCCGAACAGGACAGACCGUACGUCUGCAACGCCCCGGGAUGCACCCAGCGAUUCCCCACAGAGGACCACCUGAUGAUUCACCGGCAUAAACAUGAGAUGACGCUGAAAUUUCCGUCUAUAAAGAAUGACAACAUGCUUUCAGACCAGACGCCAACGCCAACACGGUUUCUGAAGAACUGUGAGGAGGUGGGGCUCUUCAGUGAGCUGGACUGCUCCAUAGAGCAGGAGUUCUGUAAAGCCCAAGAAGAAGAGGACAACAAACAGAGUCUGUCUCUGCACGGCCCGGGGGGGCAGAACCAGCACCAGAGCAGCCACAUGCGGGUGGCGAACCACGGCUCGGGCAUCGUGAUCCAGCAGGCCAUCCCUUCGCCCCAGUCCAGCUCUGUCAUCACUCAGGCCCCGUCCACCAACCGGCAGAUUGGGCCCGUUCCCGGCUCGCUCUCUUCCCUGCUCCACCUCAGGAACAGACAACGCCAACCGCUGGCUGCCUCCAUGGCCGGCCCGCUGCCCGAUCCCAGCAUGCCCGGUUCCUCCGCGGUGCUCAUGCCCAUGGACAGCCAGAUGAGCAUGGGCUCCAGCGUGAUGAGCAUACAAAGCCCCGCCCACAGUAAUGCCUGCUCCGCCUCCCACAUCCCCCCCAUGCACUCAGAGACAAAACAGAGACUAAAGGCUGCACUCGGACAUCACCCUGGAGCCAUCGCCAACGGCAACAUGAACGCCAUGGGCCACAUGAUGGACAUGAUGUCGUCGCGGCAGGAGCAGGCCACUCAUCAGCACCUGCACUCCCACCCGCACCCGCAGCAGCACCUGCAGGCUCCGCCCCACGGCUACCAGCACCACGCCCAUCAGCACCAGCACCACCACGGCCACGCGCAAGGCCACGCCCAGAGCGGGCACCACCACCCGCAGAGCCACGCCCACCACCCACACCCUCCACAUCUGCAUCCUGGCCACGCCCACCAGACCUCCCCCCAUCAGUCACUCCACUCCAGAGCCCCCUCCCAGCCGUCUCCGGCCACUCAGCAGAUGCAGCCCACGCAGAGCCUGCAGUCACCGCAGCCCAGUGGUGGCCGGCGCAGGCGGGUCAUGGACGAAGACCCGGACGAGCGCCGGAGGAAGUUCCUGGAGAGGAACCGUGCGGCCGCCACACGCUGCAGACAGAAAAGGAAAGUGUGGGUGAUGUCGCUGGAGAAGAAGGCGGAGGAGCUCACCCAGACCAACAUGCAACUGCAGAACGAGGUGACCAUGCUGAAGACAGAGGUAACGCAGCUGAAGCAGCUCCUGCUGACCCACAAAGACUGCCCGGUCACAGCCAUGCAGAAGGAGUCGCAGGGGUAUCUCAGUCCAGAAAGCAGUCCGGCAGGAAGUCCCAGCCCUGUGUGUACUCAACAGCAGGUCAUCCAACACAACACCAUCACCACCUCCACUGCAGUAGGGGGCAAAGCUGUGCUGGGGCAGCUCAGCACUCGCACAGGCAUCAACCCCAUCCUCUAGAGACUGUGCCUGACCCGACCCACUGCUCUGUUCCAGGGGUUCACAUGUGUCAGGAUUUCUUGCAGAAAAAAAAAAACACUCAAGCUUGAAACUUGUUUUUUCUAUGCGAUCUUCUCUAGCUGUCUUUAUGGGUUUUUUGUGUGUCUGUUCUCAAUUUGUUAUCUUUAUUUUAGCUUAAACAGAUAUUCAGGAUUUGAA